Octodon degus (degu) is the source of this 1994-nucleotide messenger RNA. It is a transcript of the gene Prpf31, whose product is annotated as pre-mRNA processing factor 31. Gene Ontology annotation, cellular component: U4/U6 x U5 tri-snRNP complex; U4 snRNP; precatalytic spliceosome. The record is from RefSeq and is a predicted model, not a curated record. The coding region runs from base 288 to 1787 and encodes 499 amino acids. Gene Ontology annotation, biological process: spliceosomal tri-snRNP complex assembly; mRNA splicing, via spliceosome. Lineage: Eukaryota; Metazoa; Chordata; Mammalia; Rodentia; Octodontidae. The transcript has 14 exons.
UCGUAUACCCCUCCUGUGCUCUGGCCCUGUCAGGAGUGGGAUUAUUUCCCGCCCUCAUAGAGCUUUAAGUGAUGCCCCGGAGUCGGGCUCAGUGAGGGAGUCACAUCCAGAUCGUGACGCGCGCGGGCGCAGACACGCGGGACUUGGGGGGCGUGUAUCACGAAGCAGCCCGCCGGGGCCUGAAAGGGGAGCAGAAGGCUGGGGAGCUGUUGGGCACCAACAGUGGGGCCGAGAGCCAUUUUAGGCCAAGGGGACCGGUCUGUGAAGACUGAGCUAUCGGCCUCGGGAUGUCUCUGGCAGAUGAGCUCUUAGCUGACCUCGAGGAGGCCGCAGAGGAGGAGGAAGGAGGAAGCUAUGGCGAGGAAGAAGAGGAGCCGGCAAUCGAGGAUGUACAGGAGGAGACACAGCUGGAUCUCUCCGGGGAUUCGGUCAAGAGUAUCGCCAAGCUGUGGGACAGCAAGAUGUUUGCUGAGAUCAUGAUGAAGAUUGAGGAAUACAUCAGCAAGCAGGCCAAAGCGUCGGAAGUGAUGGGACCAGUGGAGGCAGCUCCUGAGUACCGUGUCAUUGUGGAUGCCAACAACCUGACUGUGGAGAUUGAGAAUGAGCUGAACAUCAUCCAUAAGUUCAUCCGGGACAAGUACUCGAAGCGGUUCCCCGAGCUGGAGUCUCUGGUCCCUAACGCACUGGACUACAUCCGUACAGUCAAGGAGCUGGGCAAUAGUCUGGACAAGUGCAAGAACAACGAGAACCUGCAGCAGAUCCUCACCAACGCCACCAUCAUGGUGGUCAGCGUCACGGCCUCCACCACGCAGGGGCAGCAGCUUUCUGAGGAGGAGUUGGAGCGGCUGGAGGAGGCCUGCGACAUGGCGCUGGAGCUGAAUGCCUCCAAGCACCGCAUCUAUGAGUACGUGGAGUCCCGGAUGUCCUUCAUUGCCCCCAACCUGUCCAUCAUUAUCGGCGCCUCCACUGCAGCCAAGAUCAUGGGCGUGGCCGGCGGUCUGACCAACCUCUCCAAGAUGCCUGCCUGCAACAUCAUGCUACUCGGGGCCCAGCGCAAGACUCUGUCGGGCUUCUCGUCCACCUCCGUGCUGCCCCACACCGGCUACAUCUACCACAGCGACAUCGUGCAGUCCCUGCCCCCGGAUCUGCGGCGGAAGGCGGCCCGGCUGGUGGCCGCCAAGUGCACGUUGGCUGCCCGCGUGGACAGUUUCCAUGAGAGCUCAGAGGGGAAGGUGGGCUAUGAGCUCAAGGAUGAGAUAGAACGCAAGUUUGACAAGUGGCAGGAGCCACCGCCAGUGAAGCAGGUGAAGCCCCUGCCUGCACCCCUGGACGGGCAGCGAAAGAAGCGAGGGGGCCGCAGGUACCGCAAGAUGAAGGAGCGGCUCGGAUUGACGGAGAUCCGGAAGCAAGCCAACCGCAUGAGCUUUGGAGAGAUUGAGGAGGAUGCCUACCAGGAGGACCUGGGCUUUAGCCUGGGCCACCUCGGCAAGUCGGGCAGUGGGCGUGUGCGGCAGACACAAGUGAACGAGGCUACCAAGGCCAGGAUCUCUAAGACACUGCAGCGGACCCUGCAGAAGCAGAGCGUGGUAUAUGGCGGGAAGUCCACCAUCCGGGACCGCUCCUCAGGGACUGCCUCCAGUGUGGCCUUCACCCCACUCCAGGGCCUGGAGAUCGUGAACCCACAGGCGGCUGAGAAGAAGGUGGCCGAGGCCAGCCAGAAGUACUUCUCCAGCAUGGCCGAGUUCCUCAAGGUCAAGAGUGAGAAGAGCGGCAUCACAUCCACCUGAGGCCCUGCUGCCGCUGCUGAGGGAGGCACUGGGGCACGAGGUUCCGCAGAGCGAGCUGCUUGCCUUUGUCACGGGCCGGGCCAGGAGGCCCUCGAAGACGCCCAGGAUGGAGACCGCCCCACACAGGCAGAGCAGGUCUCGUGUGCACGGCGAAAGGAGAUGCUUUUUGUGGAAAGAGCACAAUUAAAAGCGCGGCGUCGAGCUUUG